Ficedula albicollis (Collared flycatcher) is the source of this 292-nucleotide messenger RNA. Its product is annotated as dystrobrevin beta-like. The record is from RefSeq and is a predicted model, not a curated record. Gene Ontology annotation, biological process: synaptic signaling. Gene Ontology annotation, cellular component: plasma membrane; synapse. NCBI's taxonomy places the organism in Eukaryota, Metazoa, Chordata, Aves, Passeriformes, Muscicapidae. The transcript has 4 exons. The annotation marks the transcript as partial.
GGAGAUCCUGCAGGAGAUCCAGCGGCUGCGGCUGGAGCACGAGCAAGCCUCGCAGCCCACCCCCGAGAAGGCUCAGCACAACCCCACGCUGCUGGCCGAGCUGCGCCUGCUGCGGCAGAGGAAGGAUGAGCUGGAGCAGAGGAUGUCAGCCCUGCAGGAGAGCAGAAGAGAGCUGAUGGUGCAGCUGGAGGGGCUGAUGAAGCUGCUCAAAGAAGAAGAGCAAAAGCAGGCAGAGGAAGAAAAAGAGCCAAAACUAAACUAACAUCAGCACAGUGAUGUUCCCUGCAGGCCC